Messenger RNA from Aspergillus tanneri, 594 nucleotides. RefSeq names its product GrpB family protein. NCBI's taxonomy places the organism in Eukaryota, Fungi, Ascomycota, Eurotiomycetes, Eurotiales, Aspergillaceae. The record is from RefSeq and is a predicted model, not a curated record. The transcript has a single exon. The coding region runs from base 1 to 594 and encodes 197 amino acids.
AUGCCCCUCAACCCCAUCACCCAACAACCUGUUGUUGAUCCCCAAAAGGUCGAACACAUCUCCACGCGCCCUCAGAAACGCAUCGAGAUCGUCGAACCCAGCCCAACAUGGCCAGCCACCUACGAACACAUCGCGCAGCGCAUCCGCUCCGCUAUAGGCAACUACAUGAUCUCCAUCGAGCACAUCGGGUCGACUAGCGUGCCGGGCCUCCCCGCCAAAGACAUCAUAGACGUGGACGUGAUUGUGCCCGAUCCCAGCGCCGAAGACAGCUACAUCCCCGCACUGGAGGCGGCCGGGUUCCAGUUUCUCUUACGUGAACCAGACUGGUACCAGCAUCGGUUUCUGGGGCUAGAGUUCCCCUAUGCGAAUGUACAUGUGUUCGGGCCGGAUGGCCACGAGGCGAUUAGACAUCGUCUGUUUCGUGACUGGUUGCGGGAUCAUGAGGAGGAUCGUAUUCGAUAUGCGGCUGCUAAACGGGAGGCAGCUGAGGCGAGUCGUAAUGCGGGUGAGACUGUUAUGCAAUAUACUGAUCGGAAGGAGCCGGUUAUUCGGGAUAUCUUGCAGAAGAUAUAUAAGGUGCAUGGGAUGUUGUAA